Molecule: messenger RNA, 1103 nt
Organism: Euleptes europaea (tarantolino)
Lineage: Eukaryota; Metazoa; Chordata; Lepidosauria; Squamata; Sphaerodactylidae
Gene: WDR53
Product: WD repeat domain 53
Exons: 2
Coding region: 13-1074 (353 amino acids)
Molecular function (GO): protein binding
Source: RefSeq, a predicted model, not a curated record
UCUUGAAGUAUUAUGGCUGAAAGGUGGAGCAAUGGACACUCCUCUUCAAUAUUAUGUUUGAAUGUGAGUAAAGACGGUCUGGUGGCUUCAGGAGCAGAAGGAGGAAAACUGACCAUCUGGAGUGAGGAAGGGAGUCGAAUAGAACAGACGUGGCUCCAGAAAGCAGAUGAUGUUACUUGUGUCGUGUUCUCUCCUAUCUGUCCUAGCCGACUGUAUACUUCUCAUGGCGAAACAGUUAGUGUGCUGGAUAUCAGGUGUCUCAAGGAGCCAGUUGAAUGUUUUCAUGUGAAUGAGGAGGAGAUCAAUUAUCUUUCAGUAAAUGAAACAGACAGUCUUUUAGCUGUUGCAGAUGAUUCUGGAGCCAUAAAGAUAAUUGACUUGGAAAGCAAGAAGUUAAGCCGCUGCCUGAGUAGACACUCAAAUAUUUGUACCUCUGCUGUGUUUCGGCCCCGAAGACCUCAGUGUCUUGUUUCGUGUGGUCUGGAUAUGAAGGUUAUGCUGUGGAACCUGCAGAAAACUCGCCCCCUGUGGAUCAAAAACUUACAGGAGGAGGAAACAGAGGAUCAGUCAGGUGGCCAACUUUUUAACCCUCCCCUGGUCCAUUCCCUGUCUGUUUCAACAUGUGGUAAUGUUUUUGGCUGUGGCGCUGAAGAUGGCAAAAUCAGAAUCUUCCGGGUCAUAGGUACCAAGUUUGAACAAGAGAUGGCAUUUAAGGGGCACUCCUUAGGGGUGUCACAAGUUUGCUUUCUACCAGAAGUUGAAGCUUAUUGGUUGGUGACAGGAGGAAAUGAUGGCAAAGUGUUGCUGUGGAAUGUCAGCAAUAACCUAGGCAAACAGAAGAGUCCAGUAAAAACCAUUCACAGACGGAAGAUCAGAGUGCCCAACUCGACCAAAAAAGCUGACAAAGUUAAUGCAGAGUUUACUAGUGAGAGUGUACCGAUUUCACCAAAAUUGACCAUUGAACAUGGAGAAAAGGUGAACUGGAUUUCUUAUGUGGAUAUUAAAGGCUCCAGGAAAGUAAUUGUUGCUGAUCAGACUAGCAGUAUAUCUGUCUAUCCUAUUGCUGAACCUUAGAUGUGACUGUCAGGUUGCACUAAACUGUU